AGGCACCUCCAGCGGCCUCACGGGAGUUGUAGUCGGCGGGGAGAGGCGAACCAGCGCCGGAGCUUCACCCCGGGCCGUCUCUCCGUGACAUGGCGGCGGCGGCGGCGCAGAAUUGCAAGAGUCACAGAGAAGAAUAAUCUUCACCAGCCCAAUGGUCAUCAAGGAUACAAAUUCUGCUGUUUUUAUCUAGAUGGAUGAAAAGGUUCACAGCCCAGGAGAGGUUAACAGCCCAGAAGGGGAGCUCCUUUGGUUUUCAAGAUGGCAGCAACUAGUGGUGAAAGCCAGCUGCAGAGAAUUGUCAGAGACCUGCAAGAUGCUGUGACUGAAUUAAGUAAAGAAUUUAAAGAAGGAGGGGAACCAAUCACAGAUGACAGUGUCAACUUGCAAAAAUUCUCCUACAAGCUUGAGUACCUUCUACAGUUUGACCAGAAAGAAAAAAACACAUUGCUAGGUAACAGAAAAGACUACUGGGAUUACUUCUGUGACUGUCUUGCAAAAGUCAAGGGAGCUAAUGAUGGAAUCCGCUUUGUCAAGUCUAUUACAGAACUACGAACAUCUCUUGGAAAAGGAAGAGCAUUUCUUCGUUACUCCCUGGUUCAUCAAAGGCUAGCAGACACCUUGCAGCAAUGUUUUAUGAACACCAAGGUGACCAGUGACUGGUACUAUGCAAGAAGUCCAUUUUUGAAUUCCAAAAUGAGUUCUGACAUCGUGGGUCAACUCUAUGAACUCACUGAUGUUCAAUUUGACCUGGCAUCAAGAGGCUAUGAUUUAGAUGCUGCUUGGCCAACAUUUGCCAGGAGAACACUGUCCUCACUUGGAUCUUCAGCAUAUUUAUGGAAGCCCCCAAGUCGCAGCUCCAGCAUGAGCAGUUUAGUGAGCAAUUAUUUGCAGGCCCAAGAGUUUCCCUCCAGCCCUGAUGCAAAUAGCUCACUAAAUGUUGAACACCUUGAAGGGUUUGAAGAGAUGCGUGUAGAACUUGACCAGGCUGAGCUGAGGCAGAGGGAACUUCAGGAUCGUAUUCACCACUUGGAGUUGGAAAACCAGGAGCUCCAGGCAGCUGUUAGCCUUCAGAAAGAACAAGUACAAGUAGAAAAGGAGAAGAGCAAUAACUACAGUGAGGAGAACUCCCGACUGACAAAGAUCAUCACAGAGUUACAGAAGCAGUGUGAGGUCUCACACUGCACUCAGAGCACUGUUCAUGACCUGCAGAAGUGCCUACAGUCACUGGAACUGAAUGCAGUAGAGCAGCAGAAGGAAUAUUCAACAAAGCUGGAGCAGCUGGUGACCAGCAAAGAAGACUGUGCUUCAAAAAUGCAGGUGUUGAAUCAGGAACUGGAGGCCUCUAGGGCUUUGGUUGCUAUGAAGGAUCUUUACAUCAAUGAGCUCAAAGCCAAGCUGAGUUCCACAGAGCAGAAGAACUUCAACUUCCUUGCAAAAGUUGAUGCUGCCUUGGAGGAAAAGGAACAGCAAGCCACAGCCCACUGUGACUCUGCCCUACAGAUACAGGCACUGUUAGAGAAGCUCCAGGAGACAGAAAAGGAAAAGGCAGAUAUGCAGAGACUCAAUGAUGAACAUGUGUCUCAGCUGAAAGCAGCAAGGGAGGAGCUGCAGCUGAGAGAAGAGGCACAGAAGGAGCUGGAAUCCAGAUACAAUCGCCUCACUGUUGACUCCAAAGAAGAAAGGGAAAAGCUGCAUGGGAGCCUGGAAACCAUGGCAAAGGAAUUAGAUGCACUUCAGAAGGCCUUGAGCCUGAAAGAAACAGAGAUGGCUGAGCUCCAGACCCAGGUAAUGGGGUCGCUGGCUCAGGUGGGGUCAAUGGAAAAAAGUCUUGAGGAAGCAAGGAAAGAAAAAGAGAAACUUGAGGAGGAGUAUGGUAGGAGAGAAGGAGCAUUGAAGCAGGAAGUCCAGUCACAAGCAGAGCAACUUGAACUAGAGGAGGGUCGCUUAACUAAGGUGAGUCAGACUGUGUGUAACCUUGAGGAGCAAAAUCAGAAACUCUUGUCUGAGAACAAGCAUCUCAGCCAAAAAGUCAAGGAGCUGGAAGACCAAGUGGAGCAGCAAAACUCUGCAGUGAGUGAAAUGGGUAAGGAGAGCAGGAAGCUGAAAGCAGAGAAUGAGAAUUUGCAGCAGACCAAGAAGAAGAUGGAAGGGAAGCUGAAAAGUUUGGAAACGUCUAAAGCUUCCCUGGAAGCUGAGGUAGCCAGUCUGAGAGCCGCUGAGAAACAGCUUCAGAGUGAGAUAGAUGAUUCCCUGGUGUCAGUUGAUGAAAAAGAGAAGAAGCUCCGGGAUGAGAACAAACAGCUGGAUGAAGACUUGCAGAAUGCCAGGAGGCAAAGUCAAACUCUGGAGGAGAGAUUAGAGGCUCUGCAGUCAGACUAUGAAGAGCUAAAGCAAAGAGAAGAGACCACCAAGGAGUCUUGUGCCUCACUUGAAGAACAACUGAAGACUGCCAAACAGGAUAAUAUACUAAUGGACAAAAGCAUAGGCACCUUGAAGGAAAGCAAUGAGUGUCUGCAGUCACAGCUUACAGAGAAGGAAGUGGAACUGCAAGGCCUGGAAAGCCUUUGUGAGCAACUAAGAGCAGAAGCUGAAAGACACAGAAAGAAAGCAGAGACUUUUGAGGUAGAAAAGCUCAGUCUUGAGAAGACAUGCAUCCAUCAAACAACACUUAUUGAAUCCCUCACAUCAGAAAAGAAAGCAGUGGAAAAACUCCAACUGCAGCCGGCACCUUCUCUGGAGAAGGAGGUGAAGGAGCUGGCCUCCAGAUUGGCCAUCAGUGAAGAGCAGUUGGAAGUCAAUCGAGGUGAAGUGUCCAGGCUGCAAGCAGAAGUCCUUGACCUGCGGGUCAAGCUUCAGCAGAUGACUGAUGAGAGAGAGCAGAUGAGAGGUGAUCUGGCAGUCAGAGAGACUGCCUUGGGUGAGCAGAAGGCACUUGUGCAGCAGCUGAAAGAGCAAAACGAGUCACUCAACAGAAACCAUGUGCAAGAACUGGUGCAAUGUAAAGAAAGAGAAGAAGUGAUGAAAAAAGAGCAGGAGACAGCAGCCCAUCAAAAAGCUGAGCUGGAAAAUAGUUUGCUGAACUUGAAGGAAGAGCUAUGUAAAGUUAAGCAGUACCUGGAAGCUGCUAGAAUGGAAAAUGAAGAAAACAAAGAACUCCUCCACAGGACCAACACAGAUAUGGCUGAACUUGGCAUUCAGAUUUGUGCCUUGACCUCUGAAAAGGUGGAUGCAGAAGAGCAGUUAGCCCAAGCCACAGAAAGACUCAAAGAAUUGGAGGAACAGUCAGCAGAACAACAGGAGAACCUGAAGCUUGAGCUUUCUAAUCUCAGGCAGGAGAACAAAAGCCUACAAGAGAAACUAGAGGAGGCUCAAAUAAGUGCUGCAGCUGUCCCAAGUCUGCAAUUGCAGCUGGAGACAGUAAAGAAACAGUCACAGAAUUUCCAAGAAACCAGCCAAGAAGAGCUGUCAGCAAUAAAAUUUCAAAUGAGCACAGAGAUUCUAAAUUGUCAGACAAAAUUCAAGGCUGUCAGUGAAGAGUGUGGGAACCUAAGAGGGCAACUUGAGGAGCAGAGGCGACAACUGCAUGCUGCAGAGGAAGAGAUUGCAGAAUUACAGGCUGCAAACACGAACUUGUCUAGAAAGCUGGAUGAAGCAAGAGAGCAGCUGUCUGAAUCAGAAUCUACUCGACUGCAGAAGGAAGAGGAGGUGACAACUCUGAGAGAACUCUUGGCAAGAAUCCAAAAAGAAGCUGAUGAAGCAAAAGAGAAGAUGAUGGAUUACAGUGAGAAGCUCAGCAAGGUGGCAGCAGACAGAGAUAGCAGUGACCAGAAGUUAUUUGCUGAACUGGAUGACCUAACAAGAACAAAGCAGUUCCUUGAGGAACGUUUGAUAGAACUUAUCAGAGAUAAGGAUGCUUUGUGGCAAAAAUCAGAUGCUCUGGAGUUCCAGCAGAAGCUUAGUGCAGAGCAAAGGUGGCAAGGGGACACAGAGGUUAAUCACUGUCUAGACUGCCAGAGAGAGUUCUCAUGGAUGGUGCGCCGACACCACUGCAGAAUGUGUGGUCGUAUUUUCUGCUACUACUGCUGCAACAACUACAUGGUGACAAAGCCUGGUGGAAAAAAGGAGCGUUGCUGCAGAGCUUGCUUUACUAAGCCCAGAGUCAUUGUGGACAGUGCAGAUGACUCUGGAUCCAGUGCCAACCAAGAAGAAUCACCAGCUUCAUUGGAAUCACCUGUGUCACCAUCCGAGAGGGCUUUUGUUGCAAAUGAAACCUCUAAACUACCAGAUGAUGCAGCAUUUGAUAUAAUCACUGAUGAGGAGCUGUGCCAAGUGCAGGAAUCAGACUCUCUCCACGAUGAAAGUCAGAUGGAGAGAGACUCUCUGGAUCGAAGCGUGACAGAUCUAAACAGCACAUGUAAUUCUUCAACCUACGAUGAAUCAGAAGAGUGGCAAGUUGCUCAAGAUGCUGAGAUAUGUUUGUUGAAGUCUGGAGAAAUCAUGAUCAAAUUACCCCUUACAGUGGAAGAGAUCCUAAAUUUUGGGGAAGGCAACAGAGAGCUGUUCAUUAAAUCCAGCACCUACAGUAUCAUUCCUAUCACUGUUGCAGAGAUGGGGCUAACUAUUAGCUGGAUCUUCUCAUCAGACCCUAAAAGCAUAUCCUUCAGCGUUGUUUACCAAGAAUCAGAAGACACACCACUGGAUCAGUGCAAAGUUCUGAUUCCUAUGACCCGCUGCAAUUCUCAUAAGGAAACUAUCAGAGGUCAGGUGAAAGUCAGAAACUCUGGAAUCUACACGCUGAUAUUUGACAACACAUUCUCUAGGUUUAUCUCAAAAAGAGUGUUUUAUCACUUGACUAUUGAACGACCUGUCAUCUAUGAUGGAAGUGAUUUUCCAUAGCCUUGACUCGACCGUGUUAUUUUUAAUUAAAAUUUUAAGAAAUGCUAUUAUUUAUGUACAUGGAAGCAUUGUGAUUACCACUGUGUUUGAAGAUUUUGAAACUAUGCAAUAGUUAUAAUGCACUUAGAGAACCUGUAUACACUAAAAAAAACCAGAAGCCUUUUUAGGAACACUAAUGGUUCUGUACUAUGUACAGAUUGCUGAAAAGCCAUGUUUGAUGUAACAGGUCAGGUAAUGUUCCAACCAAAUUUUUUUUCAGUGGGGAGAAAAAUAAUUGGGGGUGUGUCUAAAUGCAAACUGAAAUUCUCCACUGAAAAUUUAAUUACUUUUCUUCCAAAAAUAUCCUUCAAAAGGAAAUUUAAAGAAAAAUGUGUUUUGUUGACCUCUUUAAUGAGAAGUAAACAUAACCAUUUCUCUUCUGAUCUACUGUUCUUACAGUCAGAGCAACAACUAUGCAAUAUGUCAGUCUUCACAGGCAUAUACUGUAAUCCAUCUGGAAUUUUUUAUCUUUCCCAUGUUUUAUAAAGAGCAAACAUAGUGGUUUUUUACAUUUUGAGGCUAAGAUUUGGUAAAUCUUAACUGGCUUUUACGAAUGCUUCGGUACUGAAUGCCAGUUACAAAACAAUACAACACAAAGCAACAACUCCUUUUUCCUUUUGCUCACCAUACUCUGUAAGUUGGUGGCAGAAUCAGGAGUAUAAUUUGUAGAAUCAUGUACUGCUCACUGUGUGAUAUUAGGAAGAGGAGCAUUCCUUUUUCUGGCUUUAGCACCUUAAUCAUCAGCUUUCACAGGAAAGCACAUUUUCUGAGGAGGUCAGCAAUCUCUCUCCCUUUACACCAGGUGGAAGUUAGCAAUAAUGUUUGAAUUGGUCCCAAAAAGUCCAUCCAAAACUGAAUGCAUAUCCAGCCCUGAUGAGGUCUCCACCCAGUGUUAGUGCAUUCUGCCCUUUCCCUAACCCUGCCAUUGCCCUAAUCAGCUGUUGGGUUUCCAUCUGCAGUUAGAAGGCAGAGCUGGAUCUAAAUGCAGGCUUUUAAGGGAAGGCUAAAUUCUCCUUUAUGCAGAGUUUCCAUACAAACUGUCUGCUUCAAGCAUAGGGUUUCUACUCUGUUGAAGUACCUGAAAGCAGAUUUUUCUGUUUAAGAAUCCUGUCUGCUGAUGGAAAGGCAAACGUUUGACAGGAAAAAGAAGAAAAGCUCUUUUAGGUGUGUCUGAGUUCUCAUGGUAUGGCUCACCAAAGGAAACCUCAGACGUGGGAGAUUUUAGUGCAGCAGUUAGUAGAUGGCCAGCUCAGCCUGCCAAAAACCCUGUAGACUCUUGGUGACAGCUGUAGCUCGUAUACAGGGGUCAUGGUGAGAGACAGACAGUAAAAUAUGAGAGGGAAAGAAGAAAAGAGGACAAGCACAAGCUGAAGCAAAUUGUUGAGGGGAGCAGAAAGAAAGCACAGGAUCAAACUUGUAUAAUAAAAACAAGGGCAGGGGAUUGGAGGGAUCAGCUCAAUAGAAAAAGAAGUGGGGAGUGUCCAGUUGGUGUUUAUUUGUGGCUGGUCCAAUCUGUUAGCCACAAGGGAUCUUCUUCUAUGGCAAAAGGCUGGUUGGGUGAAAGGUGGAACUCACAAGACAAGUGUUGAGUAUUUAUACAGUAGCAGCCAAGGUAGAGGGAAGUUUCUGAUCAUAGUAAGGAAAAGAAUACUGCAGGCAAAACUAAGUGUUGCUAAUCAUUUAUUCUAGAUGUUGCCACUGUGUAAAUACAGUGAUCUUGAAAAAGAUUGUGGAAGAAUGACUGCCUUUCCUGAAACACCUAGAUUUUAGGUGUCUGACUCAUCAGUAGCUUUCCCUUCCCUUCAGACACUCCUUCCCCAUAUGGGUGGUGUGCUCCCCAGCCUCUCCCAGCCAGAGGGUCAGGGAAAGGUGCAGGCUGGUUUACUCCUCCUGGGGGAACAGGCUGCAGUGCAAUAAACCCUUACCUGGCUGUAUGCAUGAAAAGGAGGUGGACAAGAGACUAAAGUUGGCAAUAAAUAGGCAAUAAAUGGCACAUGGAACAGUUCAUGAAUUACGGGGUAUUUCAGUGUUGAAGCUAUGUUUUAUAUUUAAUUAAGCAAGAAGAUAUUAUUUAUUGCUUAAAAAUGGAGUAUUGUGUACUAUAUACUAUGCUAUUUCACUUGAGCUUUUACUGGAGUCUGCUGCAGUUUUCCUUUAAACUUUUAGGUGUGGUUUUAAAAAGCAUUAUUUUGCUAUUAUUUUAGUUAGAAUACUAAUCUUACUAGGAUACCUUUCUUAAAAUGCCAAAUGAAAGGUAAAGGGACACUGUCAAGUAUCUUAAGUCAACUAUAACACCUCUGCUCAGAAGUAUUUGAAAUAUCUCCAUUCAAAAUUAUUUGCAGAGCUUGCAUCUUUGCUUUCAGCAUCCCAGUUCUUAACAUUUUUUCAUCCUGUGGCAAAUGGUUUUAGCAGCUGUUUAUGUAACUUCUUAAGUAAUUUGCUCCAUCUAGUAAGCCAGUCUUUCAUGUAGACUAUCCUGAGGCUGGUUGAAGCAUAUGUUUGGGAGGAGAGGAAUAAAAACACUGGAUAUUUUUACUUAGCAUUUUAGUUUUUAGGAUAAUUUUCUUCAGGUUUUCCUGCCUCAUGGACGUAAGUUUCAUGGCUAUUUUGCUCUCUGAAAGAGGAGUAAGAGUGGGAGCCAGAGCCUGUAGAAAAGCAAAAUUUUGCUUCUAACCAAGAAGAAGCAGAAAAAUUUAAGAAGCAGAAAACAUUGCUAAAGAGGAAUUGUUCAAACUGGUAAGGUACAGUAAGUGCAACCAUUUAAAGCUGCUGUUGAAGAACAGGAAUUCCAUCAUAUCACUUAGAGGAAGGAGUCUUUUACACCUCGGAGGCUGCAUGGAGAAGACAGUAUAGAACCUGUGUUUAGUACCUGCCUUCUGUUUGAACGUCACAGAUGGCUUAGUACUGGGAUCACAGAAACCCAAUAAAGGACAUAGCAUAAGUGCAGGUUUGUGCAAGAAGUUAUUUCCUUCAAGCACCUUAUACCUCCUUUGUUCAUGUGAGCUGGGUCAAGGAUGCUAGUUAAUCUAUUUAUAGGUGCUUAGAUAUGUCAAAUUGAGCCUUUUAUUAAUUCCAGUAAUACAAUUAAGAGAAAUAUUUGAAAUCGAUGAUGAUGAAAUGAGUUUAAGGGGAUGUCACACUCAUGGGACAAAGAGAGUAUACGUUGUGGUCAGUAUAAGCAACUGGAAUUUUUUCUGGGUGCUGGAACAGUGGAGGGUAGUAUUUUUUGUUCUGCAGAGGUUUAUGCAAAGGAAAGAACGCAGCUGCUUUAAGAAAGUGACAGUGUUCCUUUACUCAAUGUUACUCAGUGUUGCUUUAUGAAAAAACACUGAGAUGUGCUGCACAAGAGUGUACCACAUGUUACAGAAUAUCAAAGGUACAAAAGCCUGACUCUGCUCCUUUUUUAAAACUGAAAUUGCACUACAGUUUUAAUCAUGCUCAAUCACUGAGAUCGUAACUUGUUCAGAAGCAUCUUUUGGUUUUAACUGCCAAAGAAUUCCAAACCCCGUUCACAUCAAACUUCACUCUCCAGAUAGGUGAAAGAGAUCUGUGUAUACCAGCAUCUGUACAGUUACAAAGAUGUAGACGGUUGUGUACUGGAAUAUUUCUUGAUGCUUUUUUUUUCCUUUUUUAACCUCAGGAAUUAAAAAAAUGAAAUUCUGUAUCAAGA
Molecule: messenger RNA, 8605 nt
Organism: Calypte anna (Anna's hummingbird)
Lineage: Eukaryota; Metazoa; Chordata; Aves; Apodiformes; Trochilidae
Gene: FYCO1
Product: FYVE and coiled-coil domain containing 1
Exons: 18
Coding region: 259-4896 (1545 amino acids)
Biological process (GO): positive regulation of autophagosome maturation; plus-end-directed vesicle transport along microtubule
Cellular component (GO): autophagosome; lysosome; late endosome
Molecular function (GO): metal ion binding
Source: RefSeq, a predicted model, not a curated record